AUGUCAAGAGUAGUUUCCCUGGUAAGUCAAGGCUAAUACCUGUUUUUUUUCUUCAAUUCUUAAGUUUUCUAUUGGCCCAGAGAUCAUUUAGCCUGGAUAACAGGCGCUUUACGAGCCAAGCGAGGGGAACGGGGCAGCUUGCGUCUCGCGCUUCGCGCAAAAUGCCGCGUUCGCCUCGUAAAGCUAUUCUCCUCGUAAAGCGCUUGUUAUGCAAGCUAGAGAUCAUCACGUCACCAUUAAGCAGAAAUAACGCUGUUAUUUUCGUGCGCAGUUUGGUCCGAGUCCCCAAAGGAGUUCUGAAACAACGGAUUCUAGAAAAGUGUCGUGUUAAAAACAUGCAUACCGAUUGGAUGAUAAAACAACUAGAUUAAACACGGUUGGCAAAAUAUCACAGUUUGUCAAGGUCUCUCGGUCAAAGUAUUUGUCUUUACUGGUAUAUAAAAGAUACUUUUCUCAGCCUCGCCAUUAUCAUGGUGGUUGUAGUCGGUGUCAAAACUUACAUGGGCUUGCGAACGAAGACAUAUUCUCUCCGCUGCUACCCUUUCGGUGGAGAGACGCGCCACUGUACUGUAAACGCGUCUACUAGAAUUCUCAAUUAAUAAAUUGUCCUCUUAAAGCCCGACUUUGCUUUUUACCAGGACACUAAAGCACAGGUUCUCAUUGCAGAUACGUGGAUCAUUCAGGUAUGCUCGAUCGAUGUUUUUAUGUAUCCAUGUCACUUUAACUGCAGACGCCUCUCAUCCCGGCCCCCUCUGCGCGCUUGUAGGUCUCUUAAGCUGACAAGUAUCGGGUUGAAUUUAGUCUGUGGAAAGCCCAAGAACUUUAAAGCUUAAGUCUGCAAUGUCGAUUUACUUAAAUUCUUUUUUAACAAAAAGCUUAUUCCAAGUUGACUGUGGUCUCCUAACUUUCAUUGGUGGAUUAAUAAUUCAUUUUUUGUCCCGUGACAAUGCUAUUCAUCAGUUCAGGAUUUUAAUUGGCCCAUCUGAACGAGCUCAUAUUCUAUAGAGAUCCAACAUGAUCAAUCACAACCAAGUAGAGGUUCAACUGUUCAUAAACCUCAUGUUGGAUCUCUUUAGCGUUUAAACUAGCGCUAAUAUCUGGCAAGAGAUGAAGGAUCUGCCAGUUUUGCGUGUGGCUAAGGACAAAUAUCUGAAUCUUAACAUGUAUGUUUUCAUCACAGGUGUGGAAGAAUCCUUACUUGAGCUGGAAUGAAACCAAAUAUGACGGUCUACAUACACUGCACAUAUCACCUAAUGAGCUAUGGGUCCCGGAUGUUGUGCUUUAUAACAAGUAAGAACCACAUACGUCUCCCUCAUCAUUAGACCGCCAGCGGUCGCCCUUCUUUCCUCAGCCACGCACGGAGAACGAGAAAGUAAAAUUAUGCAAAUUAAUGGUGAAAAUGAGGGGAGAGGAGAGGUUGGGCUUCGGUCGAUUUUCCACCCAACUCGUUCCUUGCGGCUUCGCAGCCAGCGACUCGUGUUGCUCUUGAUCCAAAGAAAAAGAAGAGACUGUUCACAGUCUACUUCAUCAUCGUUUCUCUGAUUCUCCCAACAUCUUCUCCUUUUCUUACUUUCNAAGGAUCUGCCAGUUUUGCGUGUGGCUAAGGACAAAUAUCUGAAUCUUAACAUGUAUGUUUUCAUCACAGGUGUGGAAGAAUCCUUACUUGAGCUGGAAUGAAACCAAAUAUGACGGUCUACAUACACUGCACAUAUCACCUAAUGAGCUAUGGGUCCCGGAUGUUGUGCUUUAUAACAAGUAAGAACCACAUACGUCUCCCUCAUCAUUAGACCGCCAGCGGUCGCCCUUCUUUCCUCAGCCACGCACGGAGAACGAGAAAGUAAAAUUAUGCAAAUUAAUGGUGAAAAUGAGGGGAGAGGAGAGGUUGGGCUUCGGUCGAUUUUCCACCCAACUCGUUCCUUGCGGCUUCGCAGCCAGCGACUCGUGUUGCUCUUGAUCCAAAGAAAAAGAAGAGACUGUUCACAGUCUACUUCAUCAUCGUUUCUCUGAUUCUCCCAACAUCUUCUCCUUUUCUUACUUUCCUCAGCGCAGACGAGGACGUGACUCUUGCAGGCUUCAAAGAGAAGUUCAAAACCUACGUGAUCGUGGACAGCAGUGGUGUGAAUAUGUGGAUGUCUCCGGCUUCUUUCAAAAGCUCCUGUGACAUGGUGAUCAGAUUCUACCCCUUUGAUAGACAAACCUGUCAUCUGACUUUUGGUUCGUUGACAUUUGACAGCAGGUUGUUAAAAAUGAUGAACAAGGACGACAGUCAUUCGACAUCAGGUUGGACUGAAAAGAAACUUGUGUUGAUUUUGAUGUACAGAUAGAUGUUAGUAUACUAGCUUACUGUGCCCAGUUGUUCGAAAGGUAGAUAACGCUAUCCACUGGAUAACGCAAUUGAUUUCCUAAUACUUAUCCGCUGGAUAGCGAUUUAUCCAGUGAUAGCGCUAUCAAAGGUUUGAACAACCGGUGCCAGAUAUGUCAAUGUACUAGAUACUACUUACUAACUGUAGAACGUUUAUCAGAUAAACAGAGAGUUUAAUUGUAAAACCGUCAUUUAAGGUCCAUUUUAGGUAAUCUAAUGUGAGCAUUCCCAUCCCGUAUAACCCUCUUCCACAAAUAAAAAAAACAUGCCGUUAACAACUUGCUAACAAGGAAAGAGGUUGUCUAUUAGUGGCCUGGAUCAAGUUCCUAGGUGCAUGUUUGGUGGGAAAUAAGGGUAGGAAAUCGGUGAACGAGGUUAGCUGGGCGAGGGGCUAGGGCAGCUGUCAAACUUCCCCAAUUUUACUCUUCCAUUUUUCCCCUCGCUGUCUCGCGAUCUUUAGCCCCCUCCCCCCAAACAGAGAGUCGUUCACAGGCUAUUUAUGUCACUUUUUUCUUUUCAGACAAGUUCGUUGAAAGCGGAGAUUGGAAGUUGGUACACUCAUCGAUCAAAACCGUUGACAAGACGUACGAAUGCUGCAAACACCCCUACUCCGUUGUAACUUACACUCUCCACUUUGAACGGAAGUCACUUUAUCAUGUACUUUAUCAAAUACUGCCAUGUGUUGUUAUGGUUAUGCUGGUCGUUCUUAACUUCAUUAUUCCGCCUGACAGUGGAGAAAGAAUUAGCUUUUGCAUCACCAUUUUACUUUCUAUGAGCGUUUACCUGCUUAUCUUGGCCAACUCUCUGCCUGAAACUUCCGACGAUGUUGCGAUGUUAGGUGUGUAUUAUAUGGUGACCAUAGUCCUAGUCGCCUUCAGCCUCGUCGGCACUGUUGUAGUGUUAAGAUGCCACUUUGCUGAAAGUAAACCCCCUAAAUGUCUCGUGAAGUUCGCCAAGAACGUCCUUAGACGCAAAGGGAAGAAACCGACUGGUAAGACUAUGUACUUGGAGGUUACCGAUAAGCCAGUGAUGCCACAGGUAGAAGGAAAACAUGCUCUGGAAAUCAAGAAACCCUGUGACAACUCAUUGAGGGAUUCCGCGCUGGAACUUCAGGCCCAAGACGUAGAGGAAAAGAAAGAACAAAACGAUUGGAAGAACUCAUGGAAAGAGAUCGCGGAGGCAACGGAUAGAAUCCUGCUGAUUAUUUUUGUCUUCACGACGGUUGCUGCUACAGUGACCAUCUGGGUUCAACGACCGUGAUCCUUGCAACCGGAAUGUCUUAAUACGAAAUGUCGGAAGGAACUUUGAGACCACAGGAACUUCUUUUGCAAACUCCCGCUCAGGACCUUAUGACCAACAGGAGCCACUCCCAUACUAAACUUACAUGUAAUGGCUUUAUAGCAGAC
Molecule: messenger RNA, 3768 nt
Organism: Porites evermanni
Lineage: Eukaryota; Metazoa; Cnidaria; Anthozoa; Scleractinia; Poritidae
Source: the annotation of a GenBank genome assembly